Messenger RNA from Eruca vesicaria subsp. sativa (arugula), 1634 nucleotides. Lineage: Eukaryota; Viridiplantae; Streptophyta; Magnoliopsida; Brassicales; Brassicaceae. The record is from the annotation of a GenBank genome assembly.
AACGUUUUGAGUCUGUAAUCACUGUAGAUUUCCGAAGAAGUUAUCGAAUUUGAGUUUUGCCAAGAUAGUAUCAACUAAAAUCAAGAAGAAAUGGCUGAAAGUGAGAGUGGAGAUAAAGAGAUAAUAAAAUCGUCGGUUUCAAGCUGCGAGGCGUAUUUCGAGAAAGUACAGUCGAGGAAGAAUCUUCCCAAAUCUCUUCAAGAAACCCUAAACUCCGCCUUCGCCGGUAUCCCCGUCUCCUCCUUCCCUCAAGUUCCCGGCGGCAGAGUGAUAGAGAUUCCAGCGGAAACAUCUGUGUCCGAAGCAGUAAAGAUUCUUUCAGACAGCAAGAUCCUCUCAGCUCCUGUAAUAAACAAAGACCACGAAACCUCUCUAGACUGGAAGGAGCGAUACUUAGGAAUCAUAGACUACUCCUCAAUCAUCCUUUGGGUGCUAGAAAGCGCAGAACUCGCCGCGAUCGCGUUAUCCGCCACGUCAGCAACCGCUGCUGGCGUUGGAGCUGGAGCCGUUGGUGCUUUAGGUGUUGCGGCGCUCGGUUUCACCGGUCCGGUCGCUGCUGCGGGGCUAGCGGCGGCUGCGGUUGGAGCUGCGGUUGCUGGUGGUGUUGCAGCUGACCGUGGGAUUGGGAAAGAUGCUGCAACUGCUGCUGAUAAUUUGGGGAAAGAUUUUUAUCAAGUGAUUCUCCAAGAAGAGCCUUUUAAAUCAACCACUGUUGGGACUAUACUUAAGUCUUUUAGAUAUGCUCCUUUUAUUCCGGUUUCUACAGAGAGUUCAAUGUUGAGUGUUUUGUUGCUGCUGUCUAAGUACCGGUUAAGAAAUGUACCGGUUAUUAAACCGGGAGAGGCGGAUAUCAAGAACUACAUUACUCAAUCUGCGGUUGUUCAUGGUCUUGAAGGCUGCAAAGGUAGAGAUUGGUUUGAUCAUAUUUCUGCUCUUCCUAUCUCUGAUCUUGGCCUCCCUUUCAUGUCUCCUAAUGAGGUGAUUAGCAUUGAUAGCGAAGAGCUUAUUCUUGAAGCGUUCAAGAGGAUGAGAGACAACAACAUUGGUGGUCUUCCUGUUGUUGAGGGAACAAACAAGAAGGUGGUUGGAAACAUAAGCAUGAGAGACAUUAGAUACUUGCUUCUACAACCUGAAGUCUUCUCCAACUUCAGGCAUCUUACGGUGAGGAGUUUUGCGGCAAAGAUUGCAACGGCGGGGGAGGAAUACGGUUUAGCGAGUCCUGCGAUAACAUGUAAGCCUGAUUCGACUUUGGGGAGUGUUAUAAACAGUUUGGCUUCAAGGUCAGUGCAUAGGGUUUAUGUAACGGAUGGAGAUGAGAAUGAGCUGUUUGGGGUUAUUACACUGAGGGAUGUGAUCUCUUGUUUCGUGUCUGAGCCUCCUAACUACUUUGAGAACUGUCUUGGCUUCUCGGUUAAAGAAGUGCUUAACCGAUGAUGAUGUUGAUCUCUUGUUUCUCUGCUUCUUGGUCUUCUUUGGUUCUUUCUUGGUUUUAGAUAAUCAAGUUGUUUGUUUUUAUUAUCUAAUUUGUAAGCCACUUUCAAGUUUUGAAGUUUUUGUCUUUUAAUUAACCUUUGGGAAUGGGUUAUAAGGUAUGGAGUUUUGCUGAAAUUGGUGAAUUUAUUGCGUAGAGUUUG